GCAGCAACACUAGCACAGAUCACCACGCGUCACCACAUCACCACUCACAUCACCACCAUCAACAAUUCAAUAUUUUCCCCGCCAUUUUCUCCCGGCAACUCAACUUCGCAGCUGCGGCCGCAUCUGCAAAUCCCUGCACAUCUGCGCUUCAGUCUCCAACAUCCGUUGCCACCGGAAACGCAAAGCUGAUGGAAGAAUUGCGUCCGAAUCUUGUUGGAGGUUUACUUGGGGUAGCGGGUCUUGUUGAUGAUUCGCACCAUCAUCAUCACCACCAUAAUCACCACAGUGUUACGGUAGACAGACUCAGUGUGGUCGACAAGAGAGGGACAGGUGGAAAGUGCGGGGGAAGUACCACAAGCGGUUCUUCGGCUGAGGACUUUACGGCUUUGUACGCGCUGCCUCCCGGCAGUGCCGGCGCUAAUGGCGGUCACCAGCAUGGCGCCGCGACGCCUGAUAACUCGCAACAGCAGCACACUGCGACAAGUGGCGGUGGCGGGAGUCAUCAGCACACUCCAACACACACACCGCCCGCUGGGGUCACCAGAAGCCUGUCGGAUCAUACAGGUGCAGAGGGAGCGUUCAAGAAGUUGAAGCCUGAACCGCAGUCACUGCUAGGGAGCGGGGGGCCUUCACCCCCUAGCGCUCCCCAGCAUGCGGGCCACACACCCACAACAGCGUCAUGCCCCACUCCGGCGCGUAGGCGACAUCGGACAACUUUCACUCAGGAACAGCUGGCGGAGCUAGAGGCAGCGUUCACAAAGUCGCAUUAUCCAGACAUAUACUGCAGGGAGGAGCUUGCUAGGACAACCAAGCUAAACGAGGCACGCAUACAGGUCUGGUUCCAGAACAGACGCGCAAAGUACAGGAAGCAAGAAAAGCAAGUCCAGAAGGCGAUGGCGCAGACAGUCAUACCAACCUGCAACGGCAUUAUGAGGAACAUGUACCCAACUGCGAGCAGGGGGUACCAACCUUACGGCCAUCCCAACACUAUAAACACUAUGAACAGAUACCCUCAGAUGACUACAAGUUCGUAUUCGAGCGUGCAUCAGCCUUUCUCUAUGCCCCACAGUGCUACCAACAUGGCGCCAGUGUCGGGGCUGAGACAAGAUGCUAUGGGCAUGAGUCCAGAGGACGAGUGGUACAGCAAAAGUUUAACAGCUCUCCGGAUGAACACAAGUCACCAUUCAAACUUGGCUGCGCCCAUGAUUCAAUAUCAGACAUAGGCCUAACAGGAGACUGGUAAAAUAAGUACUUAAUUUUAUUUAACUCCUUCAAACAUUCGACUUUAUAUUCAUUUUCUUGCAAAUUAUUUCAGGCUUGACACAGAUAACAUAUGCAAAAAUGAGCGGUUGUUAAAGAAACAAUUUCAUCAAUAAUUGUAUUGUUCCAGUAUGUACAGAUACUGUUUUUAUAGAAUCUUUGGCUACAGUGCUUCCGGCCUGGAUAUGGACCUAAGUUAAUUACGAUAUGAGCUUUAAGCAACCAACUACGGUUAUACGUAUAGUUCUUAACACUGUUAUAUGUAUUAAUCCAACAACAACUUUUUUUUUUUAAUUUCUUUGAUAUCCUUCAAGACGACACAUGGGGGAAUGGGUUAUAACGUUGUGUACCCUUAAACUCGGAAUUGCACUUGACGCCAGUGGGAAGAGACCCCAGUGCCCGGU
Messenger RNA from Cryptotermes secundus, 1664 nucleotides. Its product is annotated as homeobox protein prophet of Pit-1. NCBI's taxonomy places the organism in Eukaryota, Metazoa, Arthropoda, Insecta, Blattodea, Kalotermitidae. The transcript has 6 exons. Gene Ontology annotation, molecular function: RNA polymerase II transcription regulatory region sequence-specific DNA binding; DNA-binding transcription factor activity, RNA polymerase II-specific. Gene Ontology annotation, biological process: regulation of transcription by RNA polymerase II. The coding region runs from base 189 to 1223 and encodes 344 amino acids. The record is from RefSeq and is a predicted model, not a curated record.